GCUUAGUGGUCUUUGUCAGAGCUGGAUGAAUGUCUUUUGAAGACUCCAGUGGAAACUGGAAACUAUUGGGCUACUAUUUCCUCAAAAGGGUAUAGGUGUUUAAAGAGCGUCUUCUCACUUUGACCUUCCUUGUGUUGUAGGUAGUUUAGGUGAUGCCUGUAUGUAUGGCAAAGAGACCCAAUUAACCCGUGGAUUGAAGAAUCAUGGGUAACCUCAUUAGCAGACCUAGCUGUUUGGGACAAAAGUCCAAACAAGUUAAGUCAGAGGAAAGCGUCUUGAAAGAGUGCUACCAGCAACGGAGAGAAUGGCCGCUCCCAGAGCCUCCUAGAGAAGAAACAAAGAAGGAAGAUGAGGAAGAGGUUCUUCAACAAACUCCGACACCGGACAAGCAAAGGAGUUCCCCUGCUCCUACUGUCACCACUACCAGCACUCUGGACAAUGCCUGGCGAAGCACUCCGUCCCCAGUAAAAACACCACGAAAUGGGUCUUUGCCGAGAAGGUGUAAUGUUCCAGAGUAUAGAAGAUCCCCUCUGAGUCAGUAUGGAUCUGUGGACAGGAGAGCCAGCCUCCAGAGAAGGGAUUCUGGAAGUCCCUGGUCCUGGAAGCCUCUGAACACUCGAGAGGUUACUGAGGUCACAGAAGUGACAGAGACAAUUGUUACCGAGAUUGUAGAGGUGACAGAGUAUCCUCCUGCAGGGAAAGGAGGUGACCCUAUUGUUACUAGAACUGUUAGAGUCCUUACUGGAGCUGCUGAGGAACUUGCAGAGCUGCAGAGUGACGGUCAAUCAAGUUCAGACCAGGAAUCAAGUCUGAUCAAUGGAAGCGGACAGGAGACCCAGUAUGGAGACCAUGAUGCAGGAGGGUCCAAACCUGGCAGAGGGGCUUCAGGAAAUGACAGUGAAAAGACCAAAGUGCAGCUUGCUCAGCUCAAGCUCAAGUGGGAGGCUCUACUUCAGGUGCCAGCAGCAGUAAAGGAACGUUUUGUUUUGACAAUUCACAGACACAUGAUUCUGGAGGACAUUUUGCCAAGAGCUCAGCUAUUCCAGGAGAAGACAGACAGACUACAGCAAUGGCUUAUAUCUGUGGAUCAGGACUUAGCUGAGCUCCGUUCUGCAGAGAGAGGGAUGCUCCAUCUGCAAGAAGCCACAGGACAGGCAAAGGCAAUCAUGGAAGAGAUAAAAGCUAAGAGUAUCGACCUGGGGAAACUCCAACAAUGUGCUCAUGAGCUCAUGGAAAAUAUUUCAGAGGAGGAAACCCAGCUGGUGCAGGAGCGAGUAGACAGUCUGCGUAUCCGGUACUCUGUGAUGAGUCUGGGUAGUGCUGAUGUCUUGCAGAGACUGGAACAGGCUUUGGAGGCAUCUAGUCGAUGUACCUCCAGUCAAGAAGACCUCCACCUGUGGCUUGGUAGAAUAGAGAGAGAGCUGCUGGCUCCUGCUGCCCAGAAUCAGGCUGUGGAUGCAGUCUUGUGUUCUUCUGAGAGGCAGAAGCUGGAACAGGCCGUUGAGAAGGAGUUGUCUUGGUUUAGAGAUACCUCCCUGGCACUGGAAGAACUCAGAGCCAUUAAUCUGGAACCAGACAUCAUUGCAUCCCAGCUCAAUGAGCAAAAAAUACUUGCUGUAGAGAUUCUGCAGCACAAAUUUAACAUUGAGAAAAUGGUGAAGAUUUUGGAACUUCUGCAGAUGUACACUGAGGAUGGGAAGACACUGACACUUGAGUCUUCCCUAGACACUUUACAAGAGCAGUGCCAGGUCACUACUGCCACUAAUUCCCAAGUCUUACUUCAACUGGAGCAUGCUCAGUCGCUCUUGUCUCAGUUCUCAGAGGGCUUUGCUGAGGUGUUACCAUGGUUACAGGAAACCAAAGCCCUUAUUGGCCAGUUUACCCUGAACAACAUCAGCUAUGAGGCUUUCCGAGAACAACAGGACCUCUUACAGAGCAUCAGGGAGUCCAUAGCAGAGCAUAAGCCUCUGAUAGCACGGCUGAUCAUGUUGGCCCAGCGUCUAUCCGACCUGAAUGCAGUUCAGGGAGAGGAGUUCUGCCAGAAAGCCAGGGACACUGAAGAGCAACACCUUGCCAUCAGAGAUAGGGUUCGAGAAGCUGCUGGAGUACUGGAGGAGUCUCUGCCCCGCUAUACACAGCUUAAUGAGAGGAUUACACUGAUUGGAGAGAGACUGGCGCGUCUGUGUAGUCACCUGCAGGCCUCAAUGGCUCUUCAAGGCCUCACCCCACGAAUACAGGAGCAGCUACAGGACAACAAGCACACAUUGUCUGAGCUCUCAAAAUGGAUCUGGACCUUGGCAUCUGUCAUGAUCUUGGUAAUUUCAGCUAUUAAAGACCGGGUUUGCAGUCUAACAAGCCGCUGGGAGGAGGCUCAAAGGCAAGCUCAGGAGAGGGAGAAGUGGCUUCUCAAUCUUCUAGAUUUGGCAGUCAGGUUCUGGAAUGAUGUGAGUUACAUGACAUCUGGACUUAAUGACGCCCAGCAAGCUGUUCUGGACCUCAACUCUAGUCGAUCAGAUUCAGAGACCAUUCGACAGAGCUUGGAGACCAUGCAGACAUUGAGGGAGGAUAUUGAUUCUCUGCAAGGUGACCUGGACACACUAGGAAUUCUGGGAAUGGAACUCAUGUCAGCUUGUGGUGACACAGACAAGCCAGAGGUCACCAAAUGUUUGGAUGAGCUUUAUGGCACAUGGAACAAUCUCAGUAAGAUUUGGACAGAGUGCAACAGUAAGUUAGAAGAAUGUCUACGAGUGGCGCUCCAUUAUAAGGACAGUAUGCAGGGACUCUUUGAGUGGCUGAAGUCUGCAGAGCUGAAAUCCACCAAGGAGUUCUCAGUGGAUCUGACCUGGGAUCAGUUAAAGAGCAGCUAUGAAUUUAAGCGAGAGCUCUAUCAGAAGAAGAUCGAGAUUGAAAGUCUCAACCAUCGCUUUGUGUGCCGCUUUCCCCGGGCACUGAGCGGCCUGGGUCCAUUUCUCACUGUGUGA
Messenger RNA from Puntigrus tetrazona (Sumatra barb), 2981 nucleotides. RefSeq names its product microtubule actin crosslinking factor 1b (gene macf1b). Lineage: Eukaryota; Metazoa; Chordata; Actinopteri; Cypriniformes; Cyprinidae. The transcript is spliced from 16 exons. Gene Ontology annotation, biological process: synaptic signaling. Gene Ontology annotation, molecular function: protein binding. Gene Ontology annotation, cellular component: plasma membrane. The coding region runs from base 204 to 2981 and encodes 925 amino acids. The record is from RefSeq and is a predicted model, not a curated record.